AUGGAGCUCCAUCUCCUCUCCCUAACCGUCCUCCGCUUCUUCUUCCUCAGCCUUUCCCAUGGCCUCAACCCCGAUUGCAACAUCCCUGACAGUGGUUCGAGCCUCCAGGUUUUUCAUGUCUUCAGCCCUUGCUCUCCCUUUAGACCUUCCAAGCCCGUUUCUUGGGAAGAACAUGUGCUGCAAAUGCAGGCCAAGGACCAGGCCCGCGUGCAGUUAUUGUCCAGCCAUGUGGCUGGAAAAUCUGUUGUGCCUAUCGCCUACGGCUGGCAGAUUAUCCAGAGCCCUAUUUAUAUUGUGAGGGCAAAUAUCGGAACCCCUGCUCAAACUAUGCUAAUGGCUGUGGAUACCAGCAAUGAUGCCGCUUGGAUCCCUUGCACUGGCUGUGUUGGUUGUGGCUCUACUGUCUUCAACCCAGCUAAUUCUUCUUCUUUCAAGCCUGUUGGUUGCCAGGCCCCUCAAUGCAAACAGGUACCAAACCCCACUUGCGGUGGCACUACCUGCUCAUUCAACCUCACCUACGGUGGAAAAUACGGCCGCUCCACCGUUGAAGCCAACCUUUUACAAGACAGCAUCACCCUAGCCACUGAUUCAAUCCCCGAUUACACCUUCGGCUGCAUAGCAAAAGCCAUAGGCAGCUCUGUGCCUCCCCAAGGUCUACUAGGCCUGGGCCGCGGCCCCUUGUCGCUUUUGUCGCAAAGCCAAGACUUGUACCAAUCCACAUUUUCUUACUGCCUUCCUAGCUUCAAGUCUGUUAACUUCUCUGGGUCAUUGAAGCUUGGGCCCAAGGGCCAGCCCAUUAGGAUCAAAUCCACACCAUUGUUGGAAAACCCUAGAAGACCUUCACUUUACUAUGUGAAUUUGACAGCAGUUAGGGUUGGAAUAAGAGUUGUUGACAUUCCUCCUAGUGCUUUUGCAUUUGAUCCCACAACUGGUGCAGGGACCAUCAUUGAUUCUGGUACGGUUUUCACUCGUUUAGUCAAACCAAUAUACACAGCGGUCAGAGAUGCAUAUCGGAGACGAGUGGGUGUCAAUUUAACGGUGACAACUCUCGGUGAGUUCGAUACGUGCUACUCAAUCCCAAUAGAUGCACCAACAAUAACAUUGAUGUUCUCGGGGAUGAAUGUGACACUCCCACAAGAGAACCUACUAAUCCAAAGUACAACAGGCAACAUCACAUGCCUAGCAAUGGCUGCUUCGCCUGACGAUAUUAACUCAAAUGUGAAUAUAAUAGCCAACAUGCAGCAACAAAACCACAGGUAUCUUUUCGACGUGCCCAAUAAAAGGCUCGGUGUUGCUCGUGAGCCCUGCAGCUGA
Molecule: messenger RNA, 1314 nt
Organism: Mangifera indica (mango)
Lineage: Eukaryota; Viridiplantae; Streptophyta; Magnoliopsida; Sapindales; Anacardiaceae
Product: aspartyl protease AED3-like
Exons: 3
Coding region: 1-1314 (437 amino acids)
Biological process (GO): proteolysis
Molecular function (GO): aspartic-type endopeptidase activity
Source: RefSeq, a predicted model, not a curated record